GCGGCGGCUUCUUCCUCCUCCCGCGAUGGGGCUCCUGUCGCAGGGCUCCCCGCUGAGCUGGGAGGAGACGCAGAAGCACGCGGAGCACGUGCGCAAGCACGGCAUCCUCCAGUUCUUGCACAUCUACCGCGCCGUGCGGGAGAGGCACAAGGACGUGCUCAAGUGGGGGGACGAGGUGGAAUACAUGUUGGUAGCUUUUGACCAUGAGAAGAAGAGAGCUCAGUUGUCUUUAAUUGGAGAAGAAGUUCUUCAUACUUUGCAAGAAAAGGGUGAAAGAGUAAAUCCUAACCAUCCAACUCUGUGGAGGCCAGAAUAUGGAAGCUAUAUGAUUGAAGGGACGCCUGGACAGCCUUAUGGAGGAACAAUGUCUGAAUUUAACACUGUGCAAGACAACAUGAGGAAACGGCGCCUGGAAGCUGCUUCUGUUCUGAAACAAAAUGAAGCUCUCUGCACUGUCACGUCAUUUCCAAGAUUAGGAUGUCCAGGAUUUACGAUACCGGAGACCCACCCAACACCUGUUGAGUCAGGAGCAUCUAAGUCUCUCUUCUUCCCAGACGAAGCCAUUAACAAACAUCCCAGAUUUAGUACCUUAACAAGAAAUAUUCGGCACAGAAGAGGAGAAAAAGUAGUGAUAAAUGUACCAAUAUUUAAGGACAAGAAUACGCUGUCGCCGUUCAUAGAAACAUUCCCUAAUGAUGAUGGUGAAGCAGCAAGAGCAGCCAAGCCUGACCAUGUAUACAUGGAUGCUAUGGGGUUUGGAAUGGGCAAUUGCUGCCUUCAGGUAACAUUCCAGGCUUGCAGCAUUUCUGAAGCAAGAUACCUCUACGAUCAGCUAGCUACCAUCUGUCCCAUUGUGAUGGCUUUAAGUGCUGCUGCUCCAUUCUACAGAGGCUAUGUGACUGAUAUUGAUUGCCGUUGGGGAGUAAUAUCUGCAUCGGUAGAUGAUAGGACGCAAGAGGAGAGGGGAUUAGAGCCACUGAAGAACAACCGUUACAGAAUCAAUAAAUCCAGAUACGAUUCCAUAGACAGCUACCUGUCUGAGUGCGGUGAAAAGUACAAUGACAUUGAAUUGACAAUAGAUAAAGAAAUCUAUGACCACUUAGUCAGUGAAGGUAUAGACCAUCUUUUGGCACAGCACAUUGCUCACUUAUUUAUUCGAGAUCCGUUGACUUUAUUUGAAGAGAAAAUUCAUCUGGAUGAUGCAAAUGAAUCUGACCAUUUUGAGAAUAUUCAGUCAACAAACUGGCAGACUAUGAGAUUUAAGCCACCGCCUCCAAAUUCAGAUAUUGGAUGGAGAGUUGAGUUCAGACCCAUGGAGGUUCAGUUAACAGACUUUGAAAAUUCUGCCUAUGUUGUAUUUGUGGUGCUGCUGACCAGAGUCAUUCUUUCAUACAAACUGGAUUUCCUGAUUCCUUUGUCCAAGGUGGAUGAAAACAUGAAAGUAGCGCAGAGACGGGAUGCUGUGCGGCAGGGCAUGUUUUAUUUCAGGAAGGAUAUUAGUAAAGGUGGCAAUGCUGUAGUCGAUGGAUGUGGCCCAGCUCAGAAUGGUACGGAAACAGAUGCAGAAGAGUAUACCUUAAUGGGCAUUGAUACAAUAAUCAAUGGGAAGGAAGGUGUGUUUCCUGGUUUAAUUCCAGUUUUAAACUCUUACCUUGAAAACAUGGAAGUGGAUGUGGAUACAAGAUGCAGCAUUCUAAACUACUUAAAACUGAUAAAGAAGAGAGCAUCAGGAGAGCUGAUGACAGCCGCUCGAUGGAUGCGAGAGUUUGUUGCAAGCCACCCAGACUACAAGCAAGACAGCGUGAUCACGGAGGAAAUGAAUUACAGCCUGAUUUGGCGAUGCAACCAGAUUGCACAGGAGCAAGUGGAGUGCCCUGAGCUGCUGGGAAUCUCCAUUAACAAAGUAAAAUACUCUGGGACUAAAACCGAUGCCUUUUGAUGGAAGG
Messenger RNA from Euleptes europaea (tarantolino), 1946 nucleotides. It is a transcript of the gene GCLC, whose product is annotated as glutamate-cysteine ligase catalytic subunit. The record is from RefSeq and is a predicted model, not a curated record. Bases 26 to 1939 code for a protein of 637 amino acids. Gene Ontology annotation, molecular function: glutamate-cysteine ligase activity. Gene Ontology annotation, biological process: glutathione biosynthetic process. Gene Ontology annotation, cellular component: glutamate-cysteine ligase complex. The transcript has 16 exons. NCBI's taxonomy places the organism in Eukaryota, Metazoa, Chordata, Lepidosauria, Squamata, Sphaerodactylidae.